Molecule: messenger RNA, 1532 nt
Organism: Dipodomys ordii (Ord's kangaroo rat)
Lineage: Eukaryota; Metazoa; Chordata; Mammalia; Rodentia; Heteromyidae
Gene: Mafb
Product: v-maf avian musculoaponeurotic fibrosarcoma oncogene homolog B
Exons: 1
Coding region: 506-1474 (322 amino acids)
Biological process (GO): regulation of myeloid cell differentiation; regulation of transcription by RNA polymerase II
Cellular component (GO): nucleus
Molecular function (GO): RNA polymerase II cis-regulatory region sequence-specific DNA binding; DNA-binding transcription factor activity, RNA polymerase II-specific
Source: RefSeq, a predicted model, not a curated record
ACGGCUGGGCUGCGUGCGCGCGGCUGAGAGCGAGAAGGCAUUAGAGCUAAGAGAGCUAGAGCGAGCGAGCGAGCGAGCAAGCAGCAGCAACAGCGGGCGUUCGCCCCCCCUGCGCCUCUCCGCCGGCCGGCCCCGUGCGCCACCGCUCUCUCUUGCUUCUCUCCUCUGCCCUGCCUGGCUUGACCUGACUCGAUCUCUGCCCGGGGCCACAGCCCGGAGCUCUGGGUGUGGGGGGGACCUCGCAGCCAGCCUCGGGACUCUCUUCAGCGCGCCGCCGCCGCUGCUGUCCCCAGACAAAGGCUUGGCCAGCGUCCCCGGGCCCGCUACGCCCUCCGAUCUUCCGCCUUGCCCUCCCCGGGGGCUCUCUCUGCUCUUCGCCCCCUCCCUCCCCGCGUGGUGCUUGGCUCGGCUUGGCUCGGGUGCGCUCCGGCCGGCCGAGCAAAGUUUCUCCCCCACCCCACCCCCCCACCCCCUGCGGCAGCUGCGACGGAGCCUCGCGUUAGCGAUGGCCGCGGAGCUGAGCAUGGGGCCAGAGCUGCCCACCAGCCCGCUGGCCAUGGAGUACGUGAAUGACUUCGACCUGCUCAAGUUCGACGUGAAGAAGGAGCCCCUGGGGCGCGCGGAGCGGCCGGGCCGGCCCUGCACGCGCCUGCAACCAGCUGGCUCCGUGUCAUCCACACCGCUCAGCACACCCUGUAGCUCGGUGCCCUCGUCGCCCAGCUUCAGCCCCACAGAACAGAAAACCCAUCUCGAGGACCUGUACUGGAUGGCGAGCAGCUACCAGCAGAUGAACCCCGAAGCGCUCAACCUGACGCCCGAGGACGCGGUGGAGGCGCUCAUCGGCUCGCACCCGGUGCCACAGCCUCUGCAGACCUUCGAUGGUUUCCGCGGCGCUCACCACCACCACCAUCACCACCACCCGCACCCGCACCACGGGUACCCCGGGGCCGCCGGGGUGGCCCACGAUGAGCUGGGGCCGCACCCGCACCAUCACCACCACCACCAAGCGUCUCCACCGCCGUCCAGCGCCGCCAGCCCCGCACAACAGCUGCCCACCAGCCACCCCGGGCCCGGGCCGCAUGCAGCGGCCGCCGCCACGGCCGCGGGUGGUAACGGUAGCGUGGAGGACCGCUUCUCCGACGACCAGCUCGUGUCCAUGUCGGUGCGUGAGCUGAACCGCCACCUGCGGGGCUUCACCAAGGACGAGGUGAUCCGCCUGAAGCAGAAGCGGCGGACCCUGAAGAACCGGGGCUACGCCCAGUCGUGCAGGUAUAAACGCGUCCAGCAGAAACACCACCUGGAGAACGAGAAGACGCAGCUCAUUCAGCAGGUGGAGCAGCUUAAGCAGGAGGUGUCCCGGCUGGCCCGAGAGAGAGACGCCUACAAGGUCAAGUGCGAGAAACUCGCCAACUCCGGCUUCCGAGAGGCGGGCUCCACCAGCGACAGCCCCUCCUCUCCCGAGUUCUUUCUGUGAGUCGUGGCGGGUCCCGGCCUCUCUCCCCCACCCCAACUCCCAACAUCCCCACCACCAC